Molecule: messenger RNA, 1542 nt
Organism: Trichechus manatus latirostris (Florida manatee)
Lineage: Eukaryota; Metazoa; Chordata; Mammalia; Sirenia; Trichechidae
Gene: TYMS
Product: thymidylate synthetase
Exons: 7
Coding region: 57-983 (308 amino acids)
Biological process (GO): dTMP biosynthetic process
Cellular component (GO): mitochondrion; cytosol
Molecular function (GO): thymidylate synthase activity
Source: RefSeq, a predicted model, not a curated record
GGAAGUGCCCGGCGUCCUCCCCGACCGCGCUCGCCGACGCCAGCGUCCCCCGCGCCAUGCCUGCCUCCGGCUCGGAGUCGCCGCCGCCGCCGCCCGCUGCGCAGGAGCCUGCGCCGCGGCCCCAUGGCGAGCUGCAGUACCUGGGCCAGAUCGAGCACAUCCUCCGCUGCGGCGUCCGGAAGGAGGACCGCACGGGCACUGGCACCCUGUCGGUGUUUGGCAUGCAGGCGCGCUACAGCCUGAGAGAUGAGUUUCCUCUGCUGACAACCAAGCGUGUGUUCUGGAAGGGUGUUUUGGAGGAGCUGCUGUGGUUUAUCAAGGGAUCCACCAAUGCUAAAGAACUGUCUUCCAAGGGAGUGAAGAUCUGGGAUGCCAAUGGGUCUCGAGACUUUUUGGACAGCCUGGGAUUCCCCACCCGAGAGGAAGGAGAUUUAGGCCCAGUUUAUGGCUUUCAGUGGAGGCAUUUUGGGGCAGAAUAUAAAGAUAUGAAUUCAGAUUAUUCAGGUCAAGGAGUAGACCAGCUGAAAAAGGUUAUUGACACAAUCAAAACCAACCCUGACGACAGAAGAAUCAUCAUGUGUGCUUGGAAUCCAAAAGACCUUCCUCAGAUGGCGCUGCCUCCCUGCCACGCCCUUUGCCAGUUCUAUGUGGUGAAUGGUGAGCUGUCCUGCCAGCUGUACCAGAGGUCAGGCGACAUGGGCCUGGGGGUGCCUUUCAACAUCGCCAGCUACGCCCUGCUCACCUACAUGAUUGCACACAUCACCGGCUUGAAGCCAGGUGACUUUGUACAUACUUUGGGAGAUGCACAUAUUUACCUGAAUCACAUUGAGCCCCUGAAAGUUCAGCUCCAGCGAGAACCAAGACCUUUCCCCAAGCUCAACAUUCUUCGGAAAGUCGAGACAAUUGAUGAUUUCAAAGCCGAAGACUUUCAGAUUGAAGGGUACAAUCCUCAUCCAACUAUUAAAAUGGAAAUGGCUGUCUAGAGUCGUUUCAAGGAUGUUGUCAGCCUUUAGGGGUUGGACUGGACGCCCAGGUGAAAAGGUUCUUUUUGCUAUAAAGGAAAAAGGAACUAGGUCAGAACCCCGGGGGUUACCUGUCAGUUAUUGUUCAAAAACUGCUUCCUUUUAAGCAUGUUGCCAGUGACAGAUAUAACAGUACCAUUUCUUGUAGUAGUAAAAGGUCUUGAGCUUGGCUAACUCACUGAGGAUGUAUGAAAGUGCUGAGAUUAUGACCAAUGCUGGGAGAGUGAAAAUGUAUGUGCUCUUAACACAAACGUGUAUAUGCAUUUCAAACCCAUGUCUUUAUGAAGGUCCACGGAUUUCAAGAAUUCUAUAAACUAUUCUCCCAAAUUUGAGUGAGCUGAAUGAUGCUAUCAAUCAUAAUGUAUAGUGUGGCUAUGAACAUUUAAAGUUCUUUUAUAUAUUGCUAUAAUAAAGCUGUGUUCUGCAUUUGUCAUUUUUAUUCCUUAUUGCCAUUUAUCUGCCUAGUUCCUGCCUAAAAUAACUGCAUCUGACUAAUAAACCCAUUGCUGUCAAGUCAAUU